AUGUCAACACAAUCCAUGCCCAGCAUCCUCUUUACUCACCAAACCCCGCAACAAGGUUUCCGACUCCUCGAGCUCCCGCCCGAGCUUGCAGAGCUGCUUUCCUCUGACGAUCCGCCGACACUAGAACUUAAAUCUCCAGCUCUUUCAACCACAAACACGUCCAAUGCCACCGCAUCAGAAUAUGUGAACCUAUGCACGGCAACACAAACAUACUCGAUCCGUCAAGUCCAGUCGUCAAACUCACUGCAUAUUCUCCGACCGAGUAAUGGGGUGACUGUGCGGAAGAAUGAUUUGAAGAUUGUUACAGGCAAUGGCAAUGGCGCUGGAGAUGGCAAUGGCGAGAACGUGGAUAUGGAUGCGGAUACUGAUCGGGGAAGCGACAGGGACCGAGAUGUUAAUCUCAAUAUUGAAGGCACAGUAACCUCCAUCGCUAAGUGCGGGUCGACGCUAGAAUUGCAUAAGCCCGCUGAGGGUUUCUCUGCUGUGCCUUUCUUGAAAAAGCGGGUGCGAGUUUUUGAUAGGGGAGAUUGGGAAGAUAUGAACGGGGGAGAAAGUACGGAUGAGAACGUCACGAGCUCAGAAGCUACGAAAGCGAGAAACGAGAUUCUGGAUCGCAUCUUUGCAGAUGUUCCCGUAUCAAGAGCCCAGUGUGAGCGUGACUGGGUGGAGAUGUGCGCGUUUAUUCUCUUGUCGCCUACUGCAACCGAAGAGAAAAUCCCAGCGCACUCGUGUUGGCGACCUUCAGCUGCAAUGAGGCUGGACGUGUGGAAGAGAGUCGUUGAGGGAGCAGUGCUGCAAGGGAUAGAUUUGGAAAAGCAGUUUAUCGUCUCAGAUCUUUGGAAGUCGGUGCUUGACGAUGAUGGAGUUGCGCCGUUUCCACGCCCGCUGUUUGAUGCUGUUGCUCUAAGGAUUUUUAUGACUGGGUGGCUAAGCGACACAGGGAUGAGUAUUAAGAAGGAAGCAUGUGUUCGGUGGGUGGGAGAGACGUAUCUCGAGGCCACAGCAACCAGCAACGCCUUUGCCAUUGCCGAAAGCGAGUUUCUGAAUGCCUGGAAGGACCAACUUCCUGAAUCUUGGAGAGAAAAUGUCUCGAUCGCCGUUCUACCUGAAACAUGUUAUAUGCACCCUGAGCCAAAAACAAUAUGUUUCGCUACUGAAGCUGAUCGACAGAAAGCCAAGAGGAACCUUCCCUCAGAUACUAGUGCAGCAACGGCGGCUAAAAAGACGAGAAACUGGCAUGAAUUAUUCAAGAACCAAAAGAGACAGAAACGAUAGAUCACCAACCGCGUCCAUGCAUACAAGGACGUCUAUGUCUAGGAGAAGUGCUGCGCC
Molecule: messenger RNA, 1332 nt
Organism: Aspergillus nidulans FGSC A4
Lineage: Eukaryota; Fungi; Ascomycota; Eurotiomycetes; Eurotiales; Aspergillaceae
Product: putative sister chromatid cohesion protein Dcc1
Exons: 4
Coding region: 1-1275 (424 amino acids)
Biological process (GO): mitotic sister chromatid cohesion
Cellular component (GO): Ctf18 RFC-like complex
Source: RefSeq, a predicted model, not a curated record